AUGCCGGAUGAUGCCAAGGAGGCGGAUUGGCGCUGGUGCUGGCAGGGCCUCAUUGCUGGCACUGUGGCAACCAGCGAGCUGGGCAAGGUGGCAUGGUCCCGCUGGCUGAACGAUGGCUUCGGUUACUGGUGGGUCACUACUGGCGGCUUCUCCUUCUUCCACAAUGGCGAGCGCGGUCAGAUCAUUGAAGCGCUUCUUUCCUUGACCCUAGCGCUGCUGGUGUUGGACUUGGGCUUGGACGCGGUGUCGCAGCUGUGCGGGAGCCGCGCCGCCAGGCUGUGCCACGUCCUCAGCGCCUCGUCUCUGGCGCUGCUCAGCGCCGCGGACUUGGCGCUCUUCGUGGGCGCUGGGGGCGCCCGCGUCUCGCUGCCGCUGGUCCUCUUCGCACUCCAAGAGUCCGCCUACGUCUUUCGCAUGGUGCGGCCCUGGCUGCACUUCGUCCUUGCUGCCUCAGCGCUGCUCGCGCUGCCCGGGAUUCUUCUGCUGAUGGCGGUGAGAACUCGGGUGAAGUUUCACAGGGAAGCGCAGAGUGAAGGGAAGAGAAAGCCGCGCUGGCGGAUACCGCAGACGCUGAAGCUGUCGCUGGGCGGCUACUGCGGAUGGGCGUUGUGGCAGAUCCGGGGUGAGUCCGAGGGUGUCGGCGCGGAUUUGCUGAGCCAACUGGCCUCAGACCUGGGCCAAAUGCUCUACGGCCAGCUCUUGCCCUCGGAGACCCGGGAGGCCUUGAGCUUGCACAGCACCUCCCUCCCGGCAGAGGGCGGCCCGCCGGUGUUCCCACCUUUGCUGAUCUUCCACUGGGAGGCGGGCGCAGAUGUGCUGCUGGAUGCUGCGAAUGGCAAUGCAACGCCUUACCUCCAGCGCCUUCUGAAGAGGCCGGACGUCUUCUCCGGCAGCGCAGUGACAGGGGUGCCGGUGACGCUGAAGACUGCCUGGGAGGUGCUGUGCGGCACACCGGCCUCCGCCUCCGCGGACUUCCGUGAGCAGGGCAGCGCUUUGAGGCGCGAAUGCCUUCCGCGGGCCCUGCGGCGCUGUUGCAACUACCGCUCGGUGCUGGCCAAGACGGACCAGGAGCUGCCGGACCUCCCGCGCCGCGUCUUCGGAUUCGAGGAGACGAUCGUUGCAGAGGACAUGGAUGCCUUGCUGCCCAAGUUCCUCGGCGCAUCGAUUUGGUUGCAGCCAACAUGUCCAGUCUCCCCAUGGGUGUAG
Molecule: messenger RNA, 1206 nt
Organism: Effrenium voratum
Lineage: Eukaryota; Dinophyceae; Suessiales; Symbiodiniaceae
Source: the annotation of a GenBank genome assembly